CAAGGCCCUGGAACUGCGGCGCUCGGCGAGUCGAUCCAGGAUAGAUAGCAGCUCCAUGUCUCCGGCCGCUGAGGCCCCGCCGGCCGGCUGGGCAGUCCGGGGAGGCCUGGCGGGCGGCGCGUAGGCGGCGGCUGCGAGCGCCGGGGCGCAGUAGCGGACGGGGUGGGCGCGCGGCCAGGCGCCUCCCCGGCCCCCGCGACCCAACUCCAGCCCGGGCCGGAAUAAGUUGCUGCCGCCGGCGGAGAGCGGGGCUGCGGAGCCACCGGGGCGCCAUGCCGGCGGUCAAGAAGGAGUUCCCGGGCCGCGAGGACCUGGCCCUGGCUCUGGCCACGUUCCACCCGACCCUGGCCGCGCUGCCGCUGCCGCCGCUGCCGGGCUACCUGGCGCCACUGCCCGCGGCGGCCGCCCUCCCCCCGGCCGCCUCGCUGCCCGCCUCGGCCGCCGGUUACGAGGCUCUGCUGGCCCCGCCGCUCCGCCCCCCGCGCGCCUACCUCAGCCUGCACGAGGCCGCCCCGCACCUCCACCUGCCCAGGGACCCGCUGGCCCUCGAGCGCUUCUCGGCCACCGCGGCCGCGGCCCCGGAUUUCCAGCCGCUGUUGGACAACGGCGAGCCGUGCAUCGAGGUGGAGUGCGGCGCCAACCGCGCGCUGCUCUACGUGCGCAAACUCUGCCAGGGCAGCAAGGGCCCGUCCAUCCGCCACCGCGGCGAGUGGCUCACGCCCAACGAGUUCCAGUUCGUCAGCGGCCGCGAGACGGCCAAGGACUGGAAGCGCAGCAUCCGCCACAAAGGGAAAAGUCUGAAGACGCUUAUGUCCAAGGGGAUCCUGCAGGUGCAUCCUCCGAUCUGCGACUGCCCGGGCUGCCGAAUAUCCUCCCCGGUGAACCGGGGGCGGCUGGCAGACAAGAGGACAGUCGCCCUGCCUGCCGCCCGGAACCUGAAGAAGGAGCGAACUCCCAGCUUCUCUGCCAGCGAUGGUGACAGCGACGGGAGUGGCCCCACCUGUGGGCGGCAGCCAGGCUUGAAGCAGGAGGAUGGUCCGCACAUCCGUAUCAUGAAGAGAAGAGUCCACACCCACUGGGACGUGAACAUCUCUUUCCGAGAGGCGUCCUGCAGCCAGGACGGCAACCUUCCCACCCUCAUAUCCAGCGUCCACCGCAGCCGCCACCUCGUUAUGCCCGAGCAUCAGAGCCGCUGUGAAUUCCAGAGAGGCAGCCUGGAGAUUGGCCUGCGACCCGCCGGUGACCUGUUGGGCAAGAGGCUGGGCCGCUCCCCCCAUAUCAGCAGCGACUGCUCUUCAGAGAAGAGGGCACGAAGCGAAUCCCCUCAAGCAGAGGUGCUGCUGCUGCCGCCGGAGCUGGGGCCCAGCAUGGCCCCGGAGGACCACUACCGCCGGCUUGUGUCAGCACUGAGCGAGGCCAGCACCUUUGAGGACCCUCAGCGCCUCUACCACCUGGGCCUCCCCAGCCACGGUGAGGACCCACCCUGGCAUGAUCCCCCUCAUCACCUCCCCAGCCACGAUCUCCUGAGGGUCCGGCAGGAGGUGGCAGCUGCAGCUCUGAGGGGCCCCAGUGGCCUGGAAGCCCACCUGCCCUCCUCCACGGCAGGUCAGCGUCGGAAGCAGGGCCUGGCUCAGCACCGGGAGGGCGCCGCCCCAGCUGCCGCCCCGUCCUUCUCGGAGAGGGAGCUGCCGCAGCCGCCCCCCUUGCUGUCGCCGCAGAAUGCCCCUCACAUCGCCCUGGGCCCCCAUCUCAGGCCCCCCUUCCUGGGGGUGCCCUCGGCUCUGUGCCAGACCCCAGGCUACGGCUUCCUGCCCCCCGCCCAGGCGGAGAUGUUCGCCCGGCAGCAGGAGCUCCUGCGGAAGCAGAACCUGGCCCGGCUGGAGCUGCCCGCCGACCUCCUGCGGCAGAAGGAGCUGGAGGGCGCGCGCCCACAGCUGCUGGCGCCCGAGAACGCCCUGCGCCCCAACGACGGCGCCGAGGAGCUGCAGCGGCGCGGGGCCCUGCUGGUGCUGAACCACGGCGCGGCGCCACUGCUGGCCCUGCCCCCCCAGGGGCCCCCAGGCUCCGGACCCCCCACCCCGUCCCGGGACUCUGCCCGGCGAGCCCCCCGGAAAGGGGGUCCCGGCCCUGCCUCAGCGCGGCCCAGCGAGUCCAAGGAGAUGACGGGGGCUAGGCUCUGGGCACAAGAUGGCUCGGAAGACGAGCCCCCCAAAGACUCGGACGGAGAGGACCCCGAGACGGCAGCUGCUGGGUGCAGGGGGCCCACUCCGGGCCAAGCUCCAGCUGGAGGGGCCGGCGCCGAGGGGAAGGGGCUUUUCCCAGGGUCCACACUGCCCCCUCCGCUGCCCCUGGGCUUCCCUUAUGCCGUCAGCCCCUACUUCCACACAGGCGCGGUAGGGGGACUCUCCGUGGAUGGGGAGGAGGCCCCAGCCCCUGAGGACGUCACCAAGUGGACCGUGGAUGACGUCUGCAGCUUCGUGGGGGGCCUGUCUGGCUGUGGAGAGUACACUCGGGUCUUCAGGGAGCAGGGGAUCGACGGGGAGACCCUGCCACUGCUGACGGAGGAGCACCUGCUGAGCACCAUGGGGCUGAAGCUGGGGCCGGCCCUCAAGAUCCGGGCCCAGGUGAGCCGCUGGGGAGUGAGGUCAGGGUCUCCAGACCACAGCUGGGCAGAAAGCUCUGGGUGGGCGUGCGCCAGCCCCCACCAGGCCAUCUCUCUGCAGGUGGCCAGGCGCCUGGGCCGAGUUUUCUACGUGGCCAGCUUCCCCGUGGCUCUGCCACUGCAGCCACCAACCCUGCGGGCCCCGGAGAGAGAACUCGGCACAGGAGAGCAGCCCUUGUCCCCCACAACGGCCACGUCCCCCUAUGGAGGGGGCCACGCCCUUGCCGGUCGAACUUCACCCAAGCAGGAGAAUGGGACCUUGGCUCUACUUCCAGGGGCCCCCGACCCUUCCCAGCCUCUGUGUUGA
This is a messenger RNA of Gorilla gorilla gorilla (western lowland gorilla), 2969 nucleotides long. RefSeq names its product sterile alpha motif domain containing 11 (gene SAMD11). The transcript is spliced from 13 exons. NCBI's taxonomy places the organism in Eukaryota, Metazoa, Chordata, Mammalia, Primates, Hominidae. Gene Ontology annotation, molecular function: protein binding; DNA binding. The coding region runs from base 273 to 2969 and encodes 898 amino acids. The record is from RefSeq and is a predicted model, not a curated record.